UUGCGAUUCAAAGAGUGGCCGUAGUACUCUUUAUAUUAUUAUAUUUUUUGCGAUUCCUUAAGACCAAUGCCUGAUGAUUCAAAAAUAAAGAAAAAAAGUACUGAGCAAAGUGAAUCCGGGCUUAGGGUAGUUAUUCUUGGCCCUCCAGGAGCUGGAAAGGGGACUCAAGCUCCUAAUCUCGUUGAAAAGUAUAAAAUAUGUCACUUAGCCACUGGAGACAUGCUCAGGGCUGCCGUUAAAGCUGGAACAAGUCUUGGCAUCAAGGCUAAAGCCAUAAUGGAUGCUGGUAAACUCGUGGACGACGAUACCAUGGUUAACUUGAUUAAAGAAAGUCUUAAAAAAGAAGAGUGUCAACAUGGUUUUGUUCUAGACGGUUUCCCGCGUACUGUUAUGCAGGCUGUUAAAUUGGACGAAAUGCUUGAUGAGAGAAAAACGCCCCUAGACUCGGUUAUUGAGUUAAAAAUAGACGACUCCUUGUUAGUUAAAAGGAUAUUAGGAAGGCUUGUGCAUCCUUCAAGCGGAAGAUCUUACCACACUGAUUUCAAUCCUCCCAAGCAAGACAUGCUCGACGACAUUACUAAAGAGCCAUUAGUCCGCCGCACUGACGACAAUGAAGAGACUCUAAAGAAAAGACUGAAAAUCUAUCACCGACAGACAUACCCCCUAUGCGCUUAUUAUUUAGGUAGAAAAAUUUUAACGCAGAUAGACGCCUCAUCCCCUCCAAACGUGGUGUGGGAAAAUAUUCAAGCAGUAUUUUCGGAGCUUGAAAAUGUUUGUCAGAAAAAAAAAACUCUUAUGUAUAAUACGUUUAUUGGAAGUUAAAGUUUUACCCAUUACAUAAAUAAAGCCUAAGCCGAGCUUAUUAGAAAAUA
Messenger RNA from Zophobas morio, 872 nucleotides. RefSeq lists its product as uncharacterized. The record is from RefSeq and is a predicted model, not a curated record. Bases 67 to 822 code for a protein of 251 amino acids. Gene Ontology annotation, biological process: ADP biosynthetic process. Gene Ontology annotation, molecular function: ATP binding; AMP kinase activity. Gene Ontology annotation, cellular component: mitochondrion; cytoplasm. Lineage: Eukaryota; Metazoa; Arthropoda; Insecta; Coleoptera; Tenebrionidae. The transcript is spliced from 8 exons.